AUCGGGACACAAGAAUCAAAACAUCGUGAAACAAAUCGACCCAAUUAAUGCACAUCGUCAAAGACGGCAAGAAAUCUGCCUCAAUCUGCUAAAACUAGGAUUACAGCAAAAGGGUUGCUCUCAAUUUCUUCAGAACCUUAGCCUACAACGGCUGGAUCAGACAACUGUGUCGUCCUCAAAUCGUAAAUCCGUCCAAAACAAUUUAUCGGGUCCGAGUUUUAUUUCCAUACUCGUAGAAUGCAUCGUCUGGCUUCCUUGGAUAGACACAUUGAGAACAUACAUAACUCUCCUUCCUUCAUCUGUUUGUUUUAGUGCUUCGUCUUUCUCCUCCCCCUGUUGUGCCGGUGAUUCCUGUCGAUCCAUGGGGACUGAGGGCGGCGACGACAACGACAAGGGCGGCAGACCACCAGUGAAGCAGAAGGAAAUCGACGAUUGGCUUCCGAUCACAUCUUCCAGGAACGCAAAAUGGUGGUACUCGGCAUUUCACAACGUCACUGCCAUGGUUGGCGCUGGUGUCCUGGGUCUCCCUUAUGCUAUGUCAGAGCUUGGAUGGGGUCCUGGUGUGGUAAUAUUGAUACUGUCAUGGGUCAUCACGCUUUACACCCUGUGGCAAAUGGUGGAGAUGCACGAGAUGGUCCCGGGUAAGCGGUUUGACAGGUACCAUGAGCUUGGCCAGCACGCGUUCGGCGAGAAGCUCGGCCUCUACGUGGUGGUGCCCCAACAGCUGAUCUGCGAGGUGGGCGUGGACAUUGUCUACAUGGUCACUGGAGGGAAAUCACUGGAGAAGAUUUACAACUUGGCCCAACCAAAUGGAAAACAUCUCAAGACUUCAUAUUUCAUCAUGAUCUUCGCCUCGGCUCAUUUCGUUCUCGCUCAUCUCCCGAAUUUCAACUCCAUAUCCAUGGUUUCUUUGGCAGCAGCCGUCAUGUCCUUGAGCUACUCUACCAUUGCGUGGGCAGCCUCCGUCCACAAGGGUGUCGAACAUAACGUUGACUAUAGCUCUCGAGCCUCCACCACCUCCGGAAACGUAUUCAACUUCCUAAGCGCCCUAGGCGACGUUGCGUUCGCAUAUGCUGGCCACAAUGUGGUGUUGGAGAUCCAAGCCACCAUCCCUUCGACCCCGGAGAAGCCAUCCAAGGGCCCGAUGUGGAGAGGAGUGGUGCUCGCCUACAUCAUCGUGGCGCUGUGUUACUUUCCUGUUGCACUAAUCGGGUACUUGGUGUUCGGGAAUAAGGUCGAGGACAAUAUUCUCAUUUCGCUCGAGAAGCCCGAGUGGUUGAUCAUCACGGCCAACGCAUUUGUCGUCAUCCACGUUAUUGGUAGCUACCAGCUCUUUGCAAUGCCAGUUUUCGACAUGAUAGAGACUUUCCUGGUGAAGAAACUCCAUUUCAAGCCCUCAGCAAUACUUCGGUUCGUAACGCGUAAUCUAUACGUGGCUUUCACCAUGUUUGUGGGCAUUACCUUCCCUUUCUUCGGAGGUCUCCUGGGAUUCUUUGGAGGAUUUGCUUUCGCCCCGACAACAUAUUUCCUACCAUGCAUCAUGUGGCUGGCUAUCUACAAGCCCAGAAGGUUUAGUCUCUCCUGGUUCACCAAUUGGAUAUGCAUCAUACUGGGUGUCCUCCUGAUGAUUCUGUCGCCGAUCGGAGGGCUAAGGUCAAUCAUAGUAAGCGCAAAGAACUACAAAUUCUACUCGUAGGAAGGAAAAAGCUCCACCAACUGAAGACUAGUCUUCUCAGUUCGCACAUAUCGAGUCACUCUUAUGUUCUAGUUUGUGUUUAUUUUCAAGCACACCCCGUCUGACAUAUCUUUCAACAUGACUUAUAUUGCUGCUUCGGUCCAAUCCUCGCAUGAAUUCAAUAAAUGGCUAUGCCAGGUUUAUAAUUCCUUAUCCCACUUAGCAGCGAGUAUAUCUGACUACAGACCGUCGGUCUGAGAAAUUGUCUUUACAUUGAAACGUUACCACUUGCAAUUGCAGUCACAACCUGCCAGCGUUAGAAAGUUUAACCCAACAUGACCCCCAACCCUUCUCCCCUUGGGAGCAGCACAUUCCACUCAAUCUAGUUUUGUUGGACAAGUUCCCAGAAUUUCUCUAUCGACUGGUGAACAUGAAUCACUUUUUUUGAUACAGCUGACCUUACUCGCCCCAAGGUCAGUUCUAAAGGACCGUGGGACUUCAUCAUUUCUGAACUUUGUUUGGUAUAACGUCAGAAUGGAUGCAGCAGCCGGUCCGAUCAGUUGUUUUGAUAUAUCUUCUAAUCGUAACGUUAUGCGCGCCCAAAAGACCUAAUGCAAGAUGUCAACUUAUAUACUCAAGCACAUAUCCCCAAUGUCCCUAAUUGUUUGCAUUCCCAGUCCUAGAAUCCAUAGACAGAGCCAACCUACAGCACCAUAAAGCUAGCAAUCUAGCAAUCGUAUAACUUCAACUCUAAUUCUAAUCAUGUCAGUUAAAGUUUUUAGUUCAUAUGUUGCAAGGUAUGGGGUAGCUUUAAUGAGAUCAUGACUAAUGGAUCAUUGAACAUGGGAAAGGGAUAAAGUAAUCUCUCCAGCUAGUCAGGUUGCUGUGGAAAGCAGUAUGAGCAAGCCCAAGACAUUCAACAAAUG
Messenger RNA from Rhodamnia argentea, 2601 nucleotides. Its product is annotated as lysine histidine transporter 1-like. The record is from RefSeq and is a predicted model, not a curated record. The transcript has 8 exons. Lineage: Eukaryota; Viridiplantae; Streptophyta; Magnoliopsida; Myrtales; Myrtaceae. Bases 362 to 1696 code for a protein of 444 amino acids. Gene Ontology annotation, cellular component: plasma membrane.